CGUCAUCAUCUGGCCAGAAGGGCGGUGUCUAUUUGUACACGAAAGCAGCCAUUCGUGAAUAUGGUGUACACUGUGCUGUAUUAAAUGCUUUCUUAAUCCGACUAAAAAACAUAAAACAAACAUUUUCUGUCGAACUUAGACGAAUCUCUCGUUUUGAAAAACUUGAUAAAGGCGUCGGGCAAAACAUGGGGAAUUGCCAUACGGUGGGACCAAACGAAGCCUUAGUGGUAUCAGGUGCAUGCUGUGGCUCAGAUGAGAAGAGCUAUACAGUGGGAGGCUGGGCCUGGGCGUGGUGGCUUAUCACUGACAUUCAGAAACUAUCUCUGGAGAUAAUGACCAUCCUGUGUCGCUGUGAGAAUAUCGAAACUUCGGAGGGUGUCCCCUUGGAUGUGACAGGGGUCGCUCAGGUGAAGGUCAUGACCGACAAAGAGUUGCUGGGUUAUGCCUGUGAACAGUUCCUGGGAAAGACGGUGGCAGAAAUAAAAAGUGUCAUUCUGCAGACACUGGAAGGUCACCUCCGCUCUAUUCUGGGGACCCUGACAGUGGAGCAGAUCUAUCAGGACAGAGAUCAGUUUGCCAGGCUGGUGAGGGAGGUGGCAGCUCCUGAUGUGGGCAGGAUGGGUAUUGAGAUCCUGAGCUUUACUAUUAAGGAUGUCUAUGAUAAGGUGGAAUAUCUGAGCUCUUUAGGAAAAUCUCAGACUGCUGCUGUUCAGAGAGAUGCUGAUAUUGGAGUAGCAGAAGCCGAAAGAGACGCUGGAAUCAGGGAAGCAGAAUGUAAGAGGGAGAUGAUGGAUGUGAAAUUCCAAGCCGAUACAAAAAUGGCCGACUCAAAGCGAGAGCUGGAGAUGCAGAAAGCUGCUUUCAAUCAAGAAGUAAACACAAAGAAAGCUGAGUCCCAGUUAGCCUAUGAGCUUCAGGCAGCCAAAGAACAGCAGAAGAUCCGACUGGAGGAGAUCGAGAUUGAGGUCGUCCAGAGAAAGAAGCAGAUCUCCAUUGAGGAAAAGGAGAUUAUGAGGACAGAUAAGGAGCUUAUCGCCACUGUGAGGAGACCGGCUGAGGCAGAGGCCUACAAGAUGCAGCAGCUCGCAGAGGCACAGAAGAUGAAGAAAGUGUUGACGGCACAGGCUGAAGCAGAGAAGAUCAAGCGUAUUGGAGAGGCGGAGGCUGGUUCUAUUGAAGCUGUGGGUAAAGCUGAAGCACAGAGGAUGAAACUCAAAGCUGAAGCUUAUCAGCAGUACGGAGAGGCUGCCAAAACCGCCCUCGUCCUGGAGGCUCUGCCAAAGAUUGCUGAGAAGGUCGCAGCACCUUUGUCCCGUACCAAUGAGAUUGUCAUCCUGAGUGGAGAUGGUGGCCGUGUCACUGGGGAAGUUAAUCGUCUGUUGGCUGAACUUCCUGUUUCUGUGAACGCCCUUACAGGGGUGGAUUUGUCCAAGAUACCACUGCUGCAGAAAAUGACCAACCCUCAGGCUUGAACACCCAGCUGCCUUCUCAACACUUCCCUAUCAAUAUCCUUGAAAAAAGAAACACUUGAAAGCCAUUUUACUUCAACAGAAAUUUAAUUUUCUAGACUAAACUGAAUUUUCUGAACUCUUUGCUAUUGUAAAUCACUGUUUGCCUUAUGUGUCUGUUUUAUUUUUGCCUGUUUUAAAACAGCAUACCUCAUUACUGUUAUUCUGACAGAGCUGUUUGAAAAAAAUUAGAAGCGAGCAGCUAUAUAUUUCAUUAGUCGUAGGUGGCUGAGAUUGUCACGGUUACAUUUAUGCAAUUUAUGAAGUUAUAGCGAAAUUAUAUAGGACGUAUAGAAGAGCUAUUAUAUUUGUUAUUGCAUGUUUAGCUUAUAAACAGGCAUCAGGAUAUUUGACAUGCUUAGUCAUUGCAUAGCCGUUUGGCCGUUGUUUUAUUCUAGUCUUCAUCUAUAACUAGAUUUUAAGAUAUAUAUAUUGAUUUGUAAUCGAGUCCUUAUACAGUUCAGACAUUCUGGUAAUUUCGUCUUUCUGUGGUUGGAUGUGAUUGUUUAAAUGUGGACAGUCAGUUCAUUUCAAACUUUGCUUUAAUAGGUCAGUAGGGGUUACGUGUAAUGGGACGGUUAAUAAUUGUAACCUACAUAAUGUUAUAUGAUCUAGAUGGCUAAAUAAAUGGCACCCUGUACUAGUUUGGGGUGAACUUAAUGCUGAUAUUGUUAUGGAAGAAAAUACAGAUAAUGCUGGAUGGUUAAGCUUAACCCACUUUACUUGUAUUUACCAUCAUUUUUUGUUUGUUGUUGGAUAUUAAAUAUUCUUAGCGUAGGCCAAACUUUGCUGAAUCAGGGUUUAGAAAUGUUUUCUCUUUACAUAAACCACAGACAUUACCUCAUCCAUAUUUAAAAUAUUGGUCCUAUGUGUUUAGGCUUUAUACUAAAAUCAGACUUGGUACACAGCUGUGUACACACUUUUGUCUACUAAUACCCUAAUAAUGACGUCUACAUAUUUUCAAACAUGUUGUAAAAUUGACAUUUCCCAGAUCUAAUGCUUUUAGAUUUAAUAUGGUGCAACCUGCAAAUUACAACAAAUGAUUUAUUUUUUAAUGAACUUUUAUGUUUAACCUAAAUAAUCUUGGGUAUGUAGUGAGUCAUUGAUCAUAUUUCUGUAAUAGUACAUUAUGUGAUGAAAGCUAUCAGAAGUUCAGUAAUGUGAGUUUUCUGUCCAUGUAUAUGUGAAUUAAAUCAUUUUGAAUGUUAUUUUACCUUUUUUACUCUGCCACUUAUGUUUGCCAUUGAAUGAUGUUGUCCAUGUUUUUUGGUCUUUUGGUUUUCAGCUCGUCAUUAUACAAUGAGAAGUAAAUGCAGUAUGCCAAACAUUUGAACAUCAGGAGGACAGAAAGUAUUUUAGUGGUAAUCAGAUGCCAAAUGUCAUUUUUUUUUUUUUACUUUUUUGGCUUUGUUAUCAUAACAAUUGAAAUGAGUUCUCCAAAACUGAACAAAUUAUCGCUUUUCAAAAUGUUUUUUAUGUUAGUAUCUGUCUCAACUGCAAAAUAAGGGAACAGUUAGCUAUAAUGUAGCAGUUGUUUACAAGAUGCUGCUGUAAAAACAACUUCACGACUAAAAAAAUCUUUUAUACGCUUAACCGAAGUAUAUUAGCACUGUUGUUUUUGAGCUGAAUGUGUUUCUAUUGUUGUUUCCACCUCUAACAAUCACAGAAUGUGUUAUAUAACAAUGCCUGUAUUUAAUGCAUCUUUCUUAACACAUCCCUCUUUCUAUUAAAUGAAUAUACAGUAUAUGUAUAUCUUUUUGGUUUAGUAUACGCACAUCUAUUUGCUAUUUAGUCUAUGUUUAGAAGUUUAAGAUUACAGUCAAUAAAUGUUUCUUGAUUUAA
Messenger RNA from Paramisgurnus dabryanus, 3350 nucleotides. RefSeq names its product flotillin 2a (gene flot2a). The record is from RefSeq and is a predicted model, not a curated record. Gene Ontology annotation, biological process: protein localization to plasma membrane; regulation of myoblast differentiation. Gene Ontology annotation, cellular component: flotillin complex; plasma membrane; cytoplasmic vesicle. Gene Ontology annotation, molecular function: protease binding. NCBI's taxonomy places the organism in Eukaryota, Metazoa, Chordata, Actinopteri, Cypriniformes, Cobitidae.